AUGGGGAAAGAAGGUAGAAGUGCAAAUGCAAAUAGGAGGGGAACAAAACAUGCUAGCUAUAUAGGUGUGAGAAAAAGAAAGUGGGGUUUGUGGGUGUCAGAAAUCAGAGAGCCGGGGAAGGAGAAGAGGAUAUGGCUGGGCUCAUUCCCCACACCAGAGAUGGCAGCUCGUGCACAUGAUGCAGCUACUUUGGCCUUAAGAGGGGAGUCUGCCAAAUUAAAUUUUCCUGAAUCCUCCCAUUCCCUCCCUCGCUCCCCAACAUUAUCUGCAGCAAACAUACAGGCCACUGCUCUGCAAGCUGCAUGUUCAUUCUCUCAAAACCCAGAAGCACAACCAUCUCAGAUGUGCUCGACCGAUAACUCGUUGCCGUGCCCUGCAACUUCCUCUGCAACGGAUAUUCAGGCUGCUCAUUUCCAAGCUGCGCACUCUUUUUCUCAACAGCCAGACAAAGAAGUACCAAAACUGUGGUCCAACAUCAAUAGCAAUGAUAUUGACAAUGCUUUUCUUGACUCAGAGCCCUUUCCAGGAAAUGAAUUUCAAUCCACUGAUAUUGGAGGAACCAAAAGCCCAAACAAUGAGAUAACGGAAUCAUGGCUAGAUUGCCUAAACUUACUAAUGAACACUACAGAUGGAGUGACGAUCAGACGUCCUCUCCAAUUUCGUAGCCCAUUCACUGAAGUAGAAGAUGAAAGUUAUCAAUUUACAUCUCUUUGGGAUUUUACGUAG
Messenger RNA from Cryptomeria japonica (Japanese cedar), 726 nucleotides. Its product is annotated as ethylene-responsive transcription factor ERF038-like. Gene Ontology annotation, biological process: regulation of DNA-templated transcription. NCBI's taxonomy places the organism in Eukaryota, Viridiplantae, Streptophyta, Pinopsida, Cupressales, Cupressaceae. Gene Ontology annotation, molecular function: DNA-binding transcription factor activity; DNA binding. Bases 1 to 726 code for a protein of 241 amino acids. The record is from RefSeq and is a predicted model, not a curated record. The transcript has a single exon.